AUGAACUGGCAAGACUCUUUGAGAGCUGGGCAAGAGGAGGAGCUGUAUGACCCAUCUGACACACCAUUCACCGAUGAAGAAGAUGACAUAUAUUGGUCAGAUGUUUCCACAUUGAGUAGAUCAAACACUACACUCCAGGAACUGGAAGAGAAGAAAUACGACCCGCUGGAUACCACCCUAAAGUUUGUCCAAAGGCGGGACGACUUGGAUCCAGUCUCCUCAGAAGACGACUCAGGCCUCAGAGCAGAGAUGUCCUGUGGUCAUGCUGUCAGUCCUGAUUCUCUUACACAGUGGUGCAUCAGCCUGCUCAAGCAGGGGAAAUACAAAUUCAGAUGCCCUGCAUUGGUAGAAGGUACUAAACAGUGCAAUAAACGGUGGUCAUACAAGGAGGUCCGCAGACUGGCAGAUUUGUCUCCAGAGGAGAUGGAGUACUUUGAAUCGACGGUGGCUCGCCUGGCUGCUGCAGAUUACUGUGACAUCAAGCCAUGCCCAAGUUGCAGAACAAAUGUGGAGAGGAAAGAUCUCUCCAACCUGUGUGUGCGCUGCACCAUCUGUACAGCCGAUCUGAAGAAGACCUACGACUUUUGCUGGCAGUGUCUUAGAAAGUGGAAAGGCUCAGGCCCACGAUCUGACCACUGUGACAACGAUGGCUGCAUAAACAGGGACCUGCAGCUUCUGCAGACAUGUAGGAGCAUCAGUCUGCCUGAUGUGAAGGGGGUCACUGACUGCCCAUCAGUGCGAGCCUGUCCCACAUGUGGCAUGAUGGUGGAACACAAUCAAGCCUACUGCAAAAACAUCGACUGUCCUCGCUGCCAUGUUAAGUUCUGUUUUGUCUGCUUGAAACUAAAGCGUGUGUGUAUUAAAACAAGCUCACCAUAUGAAAUCUGUCCCAGUGGUGUGGCUGCUAGACAGACCUCCAUGCCUGUGUGGCACAGGAAAUGA
Molecule: messenger RNA, 942 nt
Organism: Cheilinus undulatus (humphead wrasse)
Lineage: Eukaryota; Metazoa; Chordata; Actinopteri; Labriformes; Labridae
Exons: 5
Coding region: 1-942 (313 amino acids)
Source: RefSeq, a predicted model, not a curated record